This is a messenger RNA of Daldinia caldariorum, 1857 nucleotides long. RefSeq lists its product as uncharacterized. NCBI's taxonomy places the organism in Eukaryota, Fungi, Ascomycota, Sordariomycetes, Xylariales, Hypoxylaceae. Gene Ontology annotation, cellular component: membrane. Gene Ontology annotation, biological process: regulation of peptide transport. The transcript is spliced from 3 exons. The record is from RefSeq and is a predicted model, not a curated record. Bases 273 to 1607 code for a protein of 444 amino acids.
UGUACAUUAGGUUAGGUAGGAUUGUGAACGAAUUAGACCCUCAAUCCAGAUCCGUUUCAAAUCCUCGAAAUACACCUUUCUUUGGACAAUUUUUCUUUUUCUUUUUUACCCGUAGACUUGAUCCUUGCGACUGUCAACGUCGAUCCUCUCUCUAUCUCUAUCUCUCGUUUUUUUUCCCUGGUUCGGAUAAUAAAUGCUUCCGUCUCACGCGACUUUUGUUACACCCCGGCGGGAUUCAUAGACAUUGUGACUUUUUCUGUGUUCCACCGAAAAUGAAUGCGCUGGAAUCAAUACUGGCGGCGGACGAGAGGCAGCCCGAACACGCUGCUCCUAGGAGGAGGCUUUCCGAGCCGCCGGUACCGUCGGAAAAUGUGACCGGGUCAUCCGCAGCCUGGGGAAGCAUCCCGAGCUUGGAGCGCAAGGGGGGAAUCAGGAAUAUGGCUAGGAGGACCCUGGGAAUCAGUUUGUUGCUGCUCACCGUGUUCCUAUGGACGGCGUCGAAUUUCCUCGCCAGCUAUAUCUUCUCCGACCACACCUACGAUAAGCCUUUCUUCCUCGUAUAUAUGAACACGUCCGUAUUCGCGCUGUCGAUGAUCCCUAUAUCCAUAAAAUACGUCAUACAGAACGGCGGCUACACCCGCAUCAAGAACCAGGCGAUACAGGAGUGGAGGAUGAGGUACCAAGGGGUCGAGCGCUUGAAGACGCAAGAAGAGGAAGAGGCGGCCACGGUUGGCGAGAGGCUACUGGCCGGCGACGAGGGAAGCUUCGAAGUGGUCGACCCGCCGGAGGUUUCGGACAAGCUCUCGUUCCUAGAGACGGCGCGGUACAGCCUCGAGUUCUGCAUGAUCUGGUUCCUAGGGAACUACUUCGCGUCGGCGUGCCUGGAGUACACGAGCGUGGCGAGCGUGACGAUCCUCACGUCCACGAGCAGCGUGUGGACACUGAUAUUCUGCGCCGUCAUGCGCAUCGAGCCCUUUUCCGUGCGCAAGCUGAUCGGCGUGCUGGCCUCGCUCGCCGGUAUCAUACUGAUCUCGACCGUCGACCUUUCGGGUAAAGACAACGAUGAUAACCGUGGGAACUUCCCCCACAAGAGCCAGCAGCAGAUCGCCAUCGGGGACGCUAUGGCUAUCUUCAGCGCGGUCGUGUACGGGCUGUACGUGGUCGUGAUGAAGGUCCGUAUAGGGAACGAAGAUCGGGUUAACAUGCCCUUGUUUUUUGGGCUCGUGGGCAUCUUCAAUAUCUUUAUUCUAUGGCCCCUGUUUUUCAUCCUUCAUUUUACGGGGAUUGAGCCGUUCGAACUACCUCCGAGCGGCAAGGUCUGGGCUAUUAUCAUACUGAACUCCCUAUCUUCCUUCGUCUCGGACAUCUCGUGGGCUUACGCUAUGCUACUUACGACACCGUUGGUUGUCACUGUUGGUCUAUCUUUAACUAUCCCACUCUCCCUAAUCGGCGAGAUGAUCCAAUACGCGCAGUAUUCAAGCUUCAUAUAUUGGAUCGGCGCUGCUAUCGUACUAGUCUCGUUCGUCUUCAUUAACCAUGAGAGCCGCGAUGAAGAUGAAGGAGCGAAAACUAGUCCUGAAAGAGGAAACAGGACGGCAGAGCCGUAGCGUAUUAUUCAUUGGUUCUUUUUUUUCUUUUUUCUCAUUCUUGGGUUGGACUACUAGUGUUACGGCGUCACGGUUAAAGGAACUAGGUUAGCGACUGGUGCAUAGAUAUCAGGCAUGACUUGUCAUAUUAUAAAUAGAAUGGUAUUCUACGGCUAUAUCGUGUAUACAAAGUGAUAUAGAGAGCCGACCUGGGUGCUUGCCCAAUGUAAAAAUAAUCUCUAAACAUAUAUUGAUAUACGUUAUAUAUACC